Molecule: messenger RNA, 1353 nt
Organism: Vicia faba (fava bean)
Lineage: Eukaryota; Viridiplantae; Streptophyta; Magnoliopsida; Fabales; Fabaceae
Source: the annotation of a GenBank genome assembly
AUGUUGCAGUAUCACUUUGCUCUUGAUGGAGAUUCUCUGAAACUGAAGAACCGUUUGAAGCUAUUCAAAUCCAUUUGGCCCACACUUGCCUUGCAUGAUGAGCUGAUGGACUGUCAUAGUCAAUGUAUUGAUAAUUAUUCUCUUUGCCAGUCUUUCAACAUAAUCAAUCACGUUGUCGCAAAGAUAUCACUUUGUAAAAGGUUACUGUUUCAUGAUGAAGAAGGUGGGGAUUUGAAAGAGGUUGCUCUGGAAAUGCAAAGUAAUUUGAAAGCAUCCAGGAUACAUUUCAUAAAUGUUUUGGUGAAAAUUUGGCAGCUUGUUGUUCAGAAAUUUUCUUUAUCCUCUGAUCAGUCUGGAACAGGGAAGAGCACAAGCACAUUCACCUUCCCCAUUCCUCCUAGUCUUGAAUCAGAACCCCCAAAAUCUUCAAACAAACCAAAAAUCCGAGUAAUUUAUCAAAUGGAAUCCAAUAAUCCUUAUGAGAUUCUCGACGACGAUGAUGGUUUUGAUUGGGAAGCAGCUGCGAGAGAAAUCGACGCGGUUUGUCAAAUGAGAAGUGGCGCGAAAACGAACGAAAGCGAAUUGGAAAAGGUUUGUCAAAAGCGCGAAAAGAGAAAUUUGGAAAAGCAAAUAUCUCUAUCUUGCAAAGUUGAAGCUCUGAGUAAAAGAACUGAGGAGUUUCAAGAGCUUCUUAAUCAGGAAGAGCAGAAAUCUGCUUCUGCAAGAGAGAAACUAAAUUUUGCAGUCAGGAAAGGGAAGUCAUUGCUGCAACAACGAGACAGUCUAAAACAAACCAUUGGAGAGAUGAAUGUUGAGAUGGAGCACUUAAAAUCUGAGAUCAACAAACGAGAACACAUUAUUGCGGAGCAUGAACAGAAGAUGAGGCAGUUAUUAACCUACCCAGAUAGGUUAAAAGCACUUGAAUCUGAGAGUUCUCUUCUGAAGCAUCGUUUGGAAGAAACUGAACACCAUUUGCAGGAGAAAGAGUAUUCCUUGAAACUGAUUUUGAACAAGCUAGGUGAGAUUGAUGUUGCAGGUGAAGGUCAUAUAAGUGAUCCGGUGAAGAAGUUGGAAUGGAUCGGAAAAUUGUGUUCUGAUCUCCAUAACUCUGUCGCUUCUUUCGAACAGAAAUCCAGGAAAUCUAAAAGAACAUCAGAACUCCUGUUGGCAGAGUUGAAUGAGGUUCAAGAAAGGAAUGAUAGUUUUCAGGAGGAGAUUGCUAAAGUGGCUGAUGAACUUGUGGAUCUCAGAAGAGAAAGGGAUUCAGCGGAGGCUGCCAAACUGGAAGCUCUUUCACAUGUUGAAAAGUUAUCUACAUUACAUGAGGAAGAAAAAACAGAGCCAUUUUUAUGA